Humulus lupulus (European hop) is the source of this 1972-nucleotide messenger RNA. Its product is annotated as dof zinc finger protein DOF2.4-like. Gene Ontology annotation, biological process: regulation of DNA-templated transcription. Bases 259 to 1503 code for a protein of 414 amino acids. NCBI's taxonomy places the organism in Eukaryota, Viridiplantae, Streptophyta, Magnoliopsida, Rosales, Cannabaceae. The transcript has 2 exons. Gene Ontology annotation, molecular function: DNA-binding transcription factor activity; DNA binding. The record is from RefSeq and is a predicted model, not a curated record.
GUUAAGAAAAAAUUGCCACUCAAAACCCUAAAAAUAUAAUAAAACAAAAAGAGGAUGAGAAUGAGAGAAUAAAAAAGCAAAUAAAUAUACAAAAGCCUCUCCUAGCUUUCCUUCCUCUCUUUAAUUCUCUUUUCUCUUUCUCUCUUUGCUUUCUCUCUUUCUUGGCUCUGGUAUUCCCUUGGGUGUGAUUCUCCACCAUAUUUUCCUAAAGAGCCAUCAACCUUUAUAAAAGAAGAAAAGACCAGAAAAAAAAAAACCAUGGUUUUCUCAUCCAUUCCAGUAUAUUUAGAUCCUCCCAAUUGGCACGUCCAGGUUUUAUUUCCACAGCAACAAAAUCAUCAACAAUAUCAGCAGCAGCAGCAGCAACAGCAACAAAUAUCACGUGUACUUUCAGCUGAAAGCGGCGGCCAGCUUCCGCCACUGCCCCCACCUGGCCAACUUCCGCCUCAUCAUGUUGGUGGUGGUACUUCUGAUUCCCUCUCCGGCGCCGGUACUGGGUCGAUCAGACCCGGUUCGAUGGCUGACCGAGCCCGGUUAGCUAAGAUACCACAACCGGAGACGGCUCUCAAGUGUCCACGAUGCCAAUCCACCAAUACCAAGUUCUGCUAUUUCAACAACUACAGUCUCACUCAGCCCCGCCACUUCUGCAAGACGUGUCGGCGCUACUGGACGAGAGGUGGCGCCCUCCGGAACGUCCCUGUCGGCGGAGGUUGCAGGAGAAACAAGAAAACCAAAAGCAGUAACAAUAGUAACAACAACAACAGCAACAACAGGCGCUCGAAGUCUCCAGCUGGCAAUUCCGGUGAUCAGAAUAAACAAACAGCGGCCGGUUCUUCUUCGUCGACCUCGACCGGUGGCGGCCUAAUUAGUCCCUCAGCCGAGAUGAUUGGCCAUUUGCAGCAAGUACCUCAACUGGGUCAUAAUAACUCCUCGUUCUUGGCCUCUAUGCAAAACCUAACCCGAUUCGGGUCUGGAAACUUGGGCUUAAAUUUCACUACUAAUGAUCAGAUCCAGGCAGCCGCUGGGGCGACUGAUUUAGGGUUUCAGAUAGGAUCAGAAGUGGAUCAGUGGCGUUUGCAGCAAUUCCCUCUACUGGGUGGUCACCAUGACUUUGAGUCACCGGCCACAGGUAAUUUGUACCCUUUUCAAGGUUGUAGUAGUACCAGUGAUCACCAUCAACAAGGAAAUAAUGGUAUGGACGUUGGAGAUGAUCACAUCAGCCAUAACAAUAACAAUAACAAUAACAAUAUGCUGUUUAGGUCGAACAUGUCUUCCUCGUCAGGUUCUAGGGUUUCACAGUUUAUCCCUCCGGUGAAAAUUGAAGAUCACCGCAGUCAAUUAGGUGGUGGUGGGCUCAAUCUUUUACGACCUAAUUUGGGUCUUUCAUCAGAAAACAACAACCAUAACUACUGGGGUCCAAGUGGAAAUACUAGUUCUAGUCCGUGGACAGAUUUAUCAGCUCUCAACACUUCUAACACUUCCACAACCCAUCCUCUCUUGUAAGUGUUUGGAUUUUUGGAUUUAAUACUAUGAUGAUCUAUCUCUGAUCCCAUUUGAUGAACGACAGCUAGAGAUCCGUCGACUGAUCAUGGUCACGAUAUCAAUAUCGAUCUAGCUUCAAUGAUGAUCUCAUCAUCUUUAUCUUCAAGAAUUAUCAGUCAGAAUCAAAUUUUAUAAUUUGCUGUCUUGUAUUGUGUCGACUACCACUCUUAUAUAAUAUUAUUAAUUUGUUUGGUGUCACUAAUUUGUUUGAUUAUAUAUUUUAGUUCUGUUGUGAUAUAAUAUCUAAAUAUAUAAUAUUGAGUUUGAGUAGUAGUAGAAGUACUACUUUGAGUAUGGUCAUGAUCAUGGGUUUGUUUGUAGUAAUAGUACUAGCUAUAUAGUACUGUAAGUUAUAUUAUAUGGGUUGACAAGUAUUGAUGUGUCAAUAGAAAAAAGCUGGCGCUUUUAUUAAUAUGCCAUCUUUCACUCA